Athalia rosae (coleseed sawfly) is the source of this 526-nucleotide messenger RNA. RefSeq names its product LYR motif-containing protein 2. The coding region runs from base 170 to 436 and encodes 88 amino acids. The transcript is spliced from 3 exons. The record is from RefSeq and is a predicted model, not a curated record. Gene Ontology annotation, cellular component: mitochondrion. NCBI's taxonomy places the organism in Eukaryota, Metazoa, Arthropoda, Insecta, Hymenoptera, Athaliidae.
ACUUCACAAUUCCUCCGACAUUUUUUCAAUUUCAUACAUACUAUGUAAUUCACUUUAAUGUCAAUGAACAUUUGACGUUUAGCACAUGGUUCAAUUAAUUUACAGGCUUCUGCUGAGGAAGUACUAGAUGACUUUCAGAAAAAAAUUCAGUGAUCAAUGAAAAAUCGAAAUGUCUGGGAAGUUACCACGGUCAGCGAUGAGCUUGAAGCAGUUCAUGGUACACCAGGAAGUAUUGAAAUUGUACCGAAAUAUCUUGAAGGCUAUACGUGAGGUGCCCAAUGAAGAAGAUAAAAAGUAUCUCAGGGAUUGGGCAAGGUCGGACUUCAGGACAAAUAGAGACGUCAAAGACGAUUUUGCCAUAAAAUCCCUAAUAGUACAUGGGGAGAAUUCGCUCGCAGAGUUACGAAAAAAUCUUAGUCGAACAAAGGGAUCCUGAAAGCUACUGUUGCAACUAACAUCUGAGAAAAUAAACCUUAUUUAUGUAGUUAGUUUAUUAUGGAAAAAUAAAAAUAUCGACAUCUCAUGA